Molecule: messenger RNA, 1453 nt
Organism: Pyrus x bretschneideri (Chinese white pear)
Lineage: Eukaryota; Viridiplantae; Streptophyta; Magnoliopsida; Rosales; Rosaceae
Product: heat stress transcription factor B-1
Exons: 2
Coding region: 1-888 (295 amino acids)
Biological process (GO): regulation of transcription by RNA polymerase II
Cellular component (GO): nucleus
Molecular function (GO): RNA polymerase II cis-regulatory region sequence-specific DNA binding; DNA-binding transcription factor activity
Source: RefSeq, a predicted model, not a curated record
AUGGCGCAAAGGUCCGUUCCGGCGCCGUUUCUGAUGAAAACGUAUCAACUUGUGGAUGAUCCGAGCUCGGAUGACGUGAUAUCGUGGAAUGAAAGUGGGACGACGUUUGUGGUUUGGAAGACAGUGGAUUUUGCGAGGGACAUGUUGCCCAAAUAUUUCAAGCACAACAAUUUCUCAAGCUUCGUCCGCCAGCUUAAUACCUAUGGAUUUCGAAAGACCGUGCCGGACAAAUGGGAGUUUGCGAACGACAACUUCCAGCGAGGGCAAAAGGAGCUCCUGUCCCAGAUCCGCCGCCGGAAAUCUGUGACGUCAACGGCGGCGCACGCACCCCCCGGCGAAAAAUCCGGAGUACCAUCGACACCGUCGAACUCGGGGGAGGAGAUGGCGUCGACGUCGACGUCGUCGCCGGACUCGAAGAACCCGGGGUCGGUGGAGACGGCGGCGCCGAGCCAGGUGUCGGAUUUAUCGGACGAGAACGAGAAGCUGAAGCGGGAGAACGAGAAUCUGAACUCGGAGCUGGCGCAGACGAAGAAGCAGUGCGACGAGCUGGUGGGGUUUCUGGUGGAGCACAUGAAGAUGAAGCCCGAUCAGAUCAACCGCAUCAUUGGGCAGGGAAUCUGUGGGCCCAGCGGCGAUGAUUUUGAAGCGGACGAUCAUGGUCUUGAUCUGGAUAUGGAGGGUGGCGAUGAUGAGGAAGAAGAGGAGGAGGGAUUGAAGCUGUUUGGGGUUUGGGUGAAAGGGGAGGAGAAAAUGAAGGGGAAGAAAACGGGGCGAUAUGAGAAAUUGGGGGUUGGUGGUGGCGGCGCCGGUGGGCCCCGCGCGAAGAGAAUGAAGGGAGGGGUGGAAUUUCACGCGCCGAUGAUGAGGACCGGGAAGGUGUGCAACUAGGCUAGCUGAGCAAGCCGAGCUAAGCGGAGCUAGCUGGAAGGUUGGGGAGGUGUGCAUGGUAACUACUGUGCACAUACCCGCAUGCAGUUUGAAAAAUUUGUAGAAAAUGCUUUUAAUUUUGCAUAAAAUAUGGAGCAAUACCGAAGUGCUUAGGUGGUAUCGUAGAAGGGUUGCAAAUUUGCAAUAGAAGGACAAAGAAUAUGGCGGUGUUAUUAUGUAGCUAUAAUAAGGAAUGGGGUUUUUGAACCUUGUUAGGUAUGGAGGAUCCGGAUUCGAUGCUCUGAGGUGGUGAGUCUGCUUGACUGUGGUCACGGGUAGGAUGAAAUUCUCUAGGUCCAGAAGAGGUGGAUAACUGUGGCUUGUCACCCGUUCUUUCUUUUCUUUUUUUUUGAAAAAAUUAAAAAAAAAAACUUGUUUUGUAUGGACAAUGCUGGAAAAUGAGACUUUGAAAUGGUCUCCUUUUUUUUAUUUCCAUCGCUUAGGAAAAUUUAAUAUUUGCAAUUUUACAUUUUGUGUACAAUCAUUAUUAACUUGCUUGAUCAUAAACUACGGUAAGUUUGGGGAA